This is a messenger RNA of Cherax quadricarinatus, 551 nucleotides long. RefSeq names its product cuticle protein AMP1B. Gene Ontology annotation, molecular function: structural constituent of chitin-based larval cuticle. The record is from RefSeq and is a predicted model, not a curated record. Gene Ontology annotation, cellular component: chitin-based extracellular matrix. NCBI's taxonomy places the organism in Eukaryota, Metazoa, Arthropoda, Malacostraca, Decapoda, Parastacidae.
CCUCAGCUGAUCCUCACGCCGACAACAUGAAGUUCACUCUCGUCAUCUGCCUGGUCGCCCUGGCCUCCGCUGCCCCUGAUAAAGAUGCCCAUACCCUCGUAGACGAGCGAAGCGACUCCGGCGACGGCAAUUUUCACUACAACUUCGAAACCAGCAACGGAAUCGCCGCCGAGAAGACCGGCACCCCAGGCUCAGAGGGCCAGAGCAACAUGAAGGGCUCCUUCAGGUUUACCCUCCCCGACGGCACCCCCGCUGAGGUCACCUACAUCGCUGACGAGAACGGCUACCAGCCCAGUUCCGACUUGCUGCCCGUCCCCCCAGCCCUCCCCCCCCACGUUCACGAGCUCCUCCGCAUCGCUGAGGAUCAGCGCGCUCGAGGCAUCACCUUCGAGAAAUAAGUAGAAGGUCGACCCACUCCUCGACUUACAUGUUACUGACCUUCCUGUAUAUAGCGAACUCGUGAGGGCAACUAUUUGGGGUAUCCUCUGACACACCAGACCCUGAACACACUUCAUCCUUCUCAUUCGUGUACAAUAAAUGUAAUAUUUGCA